Acanthopagrus latus (yellowfin seabream) is the source of this 881-nucleotide messenger RNA. It is a transcript of the gene rsl24d1, whose product is annotated as ribosomal L24 domain containing 1. The transcript has 6 exons. Gene Ontology annotation, cellular component: nucleolus. The record is from RefSeq and is a predicted model, not a curated record. The coding region runs from base 79 to 573 and encodes 164 amino acids. NCBI's taxonomy places the organism in Eukaryota, Metazoa, Chordata, Actinopteri, Spariformes, Sparidae. Gene Ontology annotation, biological process: ribosomal large subunit biogenesis.
AGUCGAGGAGACCGAAGAAGUGGUGACGGGGCGGUCUUGUUUUUAUCGCCCGUCGCACGCAGCUCAUCUGCUGUGAAAAUGCGCAUCGAAAAGUGUUAUUUCUGCUCGGGGCCGGUGUACCCCGGGCAUGGGCAGAUGUUUGUAAGGAACGACUGUAAGACAUUCAGAUUCUGCAGGUCAAAAUGCAUCAAGAACUUCAAGAAGAAGCGUAACCCAAGAAAAACAAGAUGGACCAAAGCAUUCAGAAAGGCAUCAGGAAAGGAGUUGACUGUGGAUAAUUCUUUGGAGUUCGAGAAACGCAGAAACAUACCCGUGAAAUAUAACAGAGAUUUGUGGGAGAAGACAGUGGAAGCCAUGAAGAGGGUGGAAGAAAUCAAACAGAAACGACAGGCACGAUUCAUCAUGAACAGAUUAAAGAAGGGCAAACAGUUGGAGAAGGAAGAGGCCAUCGUCGAAGUGAAGAAAAAUAUUCACCUUAUCAAAGCACCACAUGCAGGAAAAGCCAAACAGUUGGAAGACAAGAUGGUGCAGAAGUUACAAGAAGAUGUGGACAUGGGAGAGGAAGAUAUUUAAUCUUGUACCCAGGGUUUUUUUUUUGUGGGAUAGAACUCAUGAGCAUGUUGACCUUGAUUUAAAUUGUACCUCUGUUUUGGAAUUUAAUUUUACAAAAGGCUGAUGAUGGACGCAGUAAAGUUUGCUGUACAGGAGCUGAGAGCAUUGGCCAAACAAAGAUCUCCAAACCUGCAGCAAUUAACCACUUAUCUCCCAGUUAUUGUUCUCAGAGUGUAAGUUUGGGCUGUAAAGAAUUUACUCAAUCCUGUUGCAGAGUUUUAUGUAUUGCAGUAAUACAGAAAAGAUAAACAAUAAAAAGUGAAAAAGUC